GGUUGGGUUGGGACCACGCAAUCCUUGCAGAACUUGCAUUCGAAACCUGCGAUCCAGGCUGUGCCCUCGUGCUUUAGGGCCUGGGGUCUCGGUGACCAAGUCCUCUGUCCUGGAGGAGUGGAGCCAGCUUCCGUGGACCACACUUAGAAUGAGAGAAUUAUGCAAGCAAAGGCUGGUCUCGUGACAUGUGCGCAUUACGACAGAACAAUGAUUGAUUGCGUGGACGGGAAGUUGGAGGGGAACGCUCGGAGAGCAGAGUCACCAGUGCCGUGGGCGCAGGAAGGCGUUGUAGAGGAUGCAGGUGGAGAUGGGCUUUGUGAAAGCUUCGGGCUUCUGCAGGUGGACGUGGAGUGUGAGUGCCGAGGGAGAGAGGCCCCUCCCACAGGCCUUGUGCCGUGGUGCUCGGAAAUGAGUAGGCUGGCAGGGCAGAUCCGAAGGUUGUAUGGUUCAAACAAAAAGGCUGACAGACCCUUUUGGAUCAGCCUCACUGGAUUCACAACUGAUAGUCCUCUCUAUGAAGAAUGUUUGAGGAUGAACGAUGGAUUUUCUAGUUACCUGCUAGACAUAACGGAAGAAGACUGCUUUAGUUUAUUUCCUCUGGAAACCCUUGUGUAUCUUACUCCCGACUCAGAACAUGCUCUUGAAGAUGUUGAUCAAAACAAAAUUUAUGUCCUUGGGGGACUUGUGGAUGAAAGUAUUCAAAAGAAAGUGACAUUGCAAAAAGCCCAGGAACACUCUGUCAAGACAGCCCGUUUGCCAAUCCAGGAAUACAUGGUCAGGCGCCAAAAUGAGAAAAACUAUCAUUCAGAGAUACUGUCCAUCAAUCAAGUUUUUGAUAUCCUGUCCACUUACUUUGAUACUCACAACUGGCCUGAAGCACUGAAGAAAGGAGUUUCUCCAGGAAAAGGCUAUGUUCUGUGGAAUUCAGACGAAUAAUAGCAGCCUGAAAUGUUUUCACCAAAGAAAACUGUGGUCAUGACACACAACUUGCCUCUUCUUGACCUCCUUGGAUCUUUAUAGGAUAAGUCACCAGUGGCAAGGACCGUAUUUUAGGCUUUUGUAUCACCUGUCUCGCAGGAGGUGCCCUGAUAAGUUUGUAUAACAAGGAAUUAUCCCUAAAACUACCUGGCUUUGGGAAUAUUAAUUCAUCUUUUGUAUCUAUUUCUGAAAAACCUGCUUUAGAGAUUGUGUAAUAAUUCAAUAUUAUGUCAAGAGUUUAAUUUUCACUAAACUGGCAUGAACUUAUGGGAUUCUAGGAUGGCGAGAUAGCCCAGCAGACUAAAAUGCCUGCUUAGGCAAGCUUAGGGACCACACAUCGAUCCCCAGCACCAC
Octodon degus (degu) is the source of this 1332-nucleotide messenger RNA. RefSeq names its product tRNA methyltransferase 10B (gene Trmt10b). Gene Ontology annotation, biological process: tRNA N1-guanine methylation. Gene Ontology annotation, molecular function: tRNA binding. Lineage: Eukaryota; Metazoa; Chordata; Mammalia; Rodentia; Octodontidae. Gene Ontology annotation, cellular component: nucleoplasm; nucleus. The transcript is spliced from 8 exons. The coding region runs from base 160 to 936 and encodes 258 amino acids. The record is from RefSeq and is a predicted model, not a curated record.